Copidosoma floridanum is the source of this 4162-nucleotide messenger RNA. Its product is annotated as ribosomal protein S6 kinase alpha-5. Gene Ontology annotation, biological process: protein phosphorylation. The record is from RefSeq and is a predicted model, not a curated record. Lineage: Eukaryota; Metazoa; Arthropoda; Insecta; Hymenoptera; Encyrtidae. Gene Ontology annotation, molecular function: ATP binding; protein serine/threonine kinase activity.
UCAGUCGGGCUUUACCUCCAACUUCUCCUCUCUUCCACUCUCUCAGUGCCGUCUUAUUCACCUUAUCCUCCGUUUCCCGUAUCGAACGGAAUUUCUUCCACGUUUUCCCCAUCCGAUCUCCAAAGUGCAUCAACGACACAAUACCCAUACCUUUUGUUCUUCUUCCCCUAUAUACUAUAUACAUGCGCCUUGGUGCAACGGCACCACCACCAGCUGUGAUCGUGCACGGAGUUGACGCGUUUCGGGUUUGAACGACCGCGCUACUAUGUGCAAUAAUAGUACAGCCACCGAUACUCGUAGCUUCGGAGGCGCUAGCUCGUGACGUUUAUACUAUUGUUGUGCGUGCACAGGUACACGGACUUUUUAGUGCGUUGGGUGAUUUUUUGUACCGUUGCAAAUUAUUAGUGGACAUUGAAAGAGGACGAUUAUGGCCUAGUCAUCGGAAUUUUCGGACAAAGUUUAAGUGCCGGCUGUUGUAGGUGUGAGAGCAGGAGGGAAAAAAAAAAGAAAAAAAUGGAAAAGAUGACCGGAAGGAGAAAUUGUCCGUCGAGCACGUCCAUGGAAGUGCAGGAGCUGAUGCAGUCGAAACGGGAGCCGGUCGAGGCGAUGAGCUUGCGACAAAUCGUUUACGAGCCAUCGGUAGCGGCGCACGACCAGCUGAGAAAUCCGAAUUUCGAUCGCAAGUCAGGCUUCGACUCCGAGGAGAGGGUCAGCAACUUUGAGGGCCGGCGCAUGGUCACGCAAUCAGCUGUUUCGAGUGAGUGGUCGUCGCCGUGUCAGUACAUGGCCAAGGCCGAAGUCCGGGACUCGCCGGUCUCGCCCGCGGCGCCCGACUGCCAGGACUACGAGGACUUCCAGUACGACUGCCACGAAGUUAACGUAAUCGACGGCGAUCAUCGGGUGGACGUGGAUCAUUUCGAUCUCUUGAAAAUAUUAGGUUCCGGAGCGUACGGCAAAGUGUUUUUGGUGCGGAAACGCACGGGCGUCGACGCCAACAAACUCUACGCCAUGAAGGUACUGAAAAAGGCUGGGAUCAUUCAGAGGAAAAAAAUGAUCGAGCACACGAAGGCCGAGCGGCAGAUUUUGGAAGCUGUUAGGGACAUGCCAUUCAUUGUAUCACUGCACUAUGCAUUUCAGUCGGAAGAAAAGCUUCACCUCAUACUGGACUACGUGAACGGUGGCGAACUGUUCACGCACCUAUUCAGAGAGAGCAGGUUCGAUGAGGACGAGACGCGAUUUUACAUCGGCGAGAUCGUCCUUGCCAUAGAACAACUGCACAGACUGGGAAUAAUCUACCGAGAUAUCAAACUAGAGAACGUGCUGAUAGAUAAAGACGGCCAUAUCGUACUAACUGAUUUUGGCCUCAGUAAAAAAUUGCUGCCGCACGAGCGUACCGGGCAUGUGAGAACAUAUUCCUUUUGCGGUACACUAGAAUACAUGGCGCCCGAAAUUAUCAAAGGGCAGGAUGGCCAUGAUUUCGCAGUGGAUUGGUGGGGCAUCGGGAUCCUCACCUACGAGCUCAUGACCGGGGUCUCACCCUUUUCCCCGGAACAAAACAAAAAACCUAACACCUCAACGGUAUCGCAGCGCAUCCUCAAAUCCGAGCCGUCGUAUUCGGACUUAAUAAGCCGGAACCUCAUCAGCUUUAUCAAAAGCUUGCUGAUAAAAGAUCCACGAUCGCGACUGGGAAGCGGUCCCAGGGACGCCGCAGAGGUCAAAGAACACAAGUUCUUUAGUCACGUUAGCUUCGACUGGGAGGCGCUUGCGAGGCGCGAGGUACCACCGCCAAAAAUUCCUGAAAUUAUCCACGAGCUUGACACAAGCAACUUUUCAGAAGAAUUCAGCAAGAUCGACAUCACCGAGUACGACGGCAAAGUCUUCCGGAAUACCUUUCGGGGAUACACUUACGUAUCACCCAUUAUCAUCCAAAAUACGAUGCUGGACGAUAUGAAUCCUCUGCUGGCAAACAGAUCGCCAAUGUCACCACAGCCAUUGGUGAACCCCCGGCGCUCGGCCCUUGAGGCCCAUCUACAUUACGAAGAAUCAAGUUUCUUCGUGAAGUAUGAAUUUACAAAUAGCGAGAUACUUGGCGACGGGACCUAUUCGGUGUGCCGGCGCUGUCGGGAUCGCGAAAGAAAAAUUGAAUACGCCGUAAAAAUAAUGUCGAAGCGCGAUAUCCAGUAUCGGCAGGAGCUGGAGCUGUUGAGUGCGUGCCAAGGCCACCCAAAUAUCGUCAAACUGAUAGACGUGCACGAAGACAGCGCGUACGUGUAUGUAGUCACAGAGCUUCUAGCGGGUGGCGAGCUACUGGCACCGGUCAACAAAAAAAGGAGAAGCACGGAAAGUCAAGCCAGCGAGAUAAUGAGGCACCUGGCCUCCGCGGUCAAGUACAUGCACGAGCAAGGCGUCGUCCACGGGGACAUAAAACCUGAAAACGUCAUAUUCAAGAACCAAGGUGACGAUCUCACGGUCAAGAUAAUCGAUUUUGGAUACGCCCAGUUGAAGAACGCCUGCCAGCGAAAGCGGACGCCCUGCUUCACGAUACCGUACGCGGCGCCCGAGGUGAUAUCGCGCAACACAGGCUACGACGAGCGUUGUGACGUGUGGAGCCUCGGGGCAGUCAUGUAUGCAAUGCUCUCGGGCGAGACACCGGCCCAAAUAGCCCGAAGUGGUGACUUGGCCUACCGCAUCAACCAGCGCGACAUAAACUUCGACAGCCCGAAGCUGUGCCACAAGCUCUCGGCUCCCUGCCGCGGGGUUCUCAAGGGCCUGCUCUGUCUCGACGCAAACAAACGCAUGGGCUUGUCCGACCUGAUGCAACACCCCUGGGUACUCGGCCCGUACGCUAACUGCCAGGAAGUGCCCGACCCCUACUGGCUGAACGACCUCCAGGACAAAGAGCAGAGGCGCUGCAAGGAAUUGUUAAAAGUCCCCACCGUUCACAACUGCGCGGACAAGCUCAACCCAAAGUUACAAACUAGAGCCGAGCCUCUGGACUGCAAGCUCUGUGGUUUGGCUCACAAAAAGACUAGCGACCACCAACCAGGACACAAAGCAACAUUGCAUGCCCAGAACUGCAACCGGGAGUACCACAUGGGGAAGCCAUGCACCACAAGAAAGCGAACACGCUCCGGCUCGGUCGAGUUGGUGGAGGAUACGUCGUCCGGGCCCUGUAUCGCUUUAACCGGAGCAGCAGAGCCGAGCAGCACGAAGAAACGAAAGUACUCCGGCUCGAUCGAGUUGGUGGUGGAUGCGUCGUCCGGGCCCUGUAUCGCUUUAACCGGAGCAGCAGAGCCGAGCAGCACGAAGAAACGAAAGUACUCCGACUCGGCCGAUUUGGUGGUGGAGGAUGCAUCGUCCGGGCCCUGUAUCGCUUUAACCGGAGCAGCAGAGCCGAGCAGCACGAAGAAACGAAAGUACUCCGACUCGGCCGAUUUGGUGGUGGAGGAUGCAUCGUCCGGGCCCUGUAUCGCUUUAACCGGAGCAGCAGAGCCGAGCAGCACGAAGAAACGAAAGUACUCCGACUCGGCCGAUUUGGUGGUGGAGGAUGCAUCGUCCGGGCCCUGUAUCGCUUUAACCGGAGCAGCAGAGCCGAGCAGUACGAAAAAACGAAAGCGUUCCGGCUCGAUCGAGAUAGUUGGGGAGUUUUCAUCCGGGCCAGUGACACGAUCGCGGAAGAGGCGCUUGGAGCAAGCCCAUUCGUCCGCGAUCAGUGACAAUUUGGACAGUAGCCACCAUUCGUGUUUCCGUGUGACGAUCAAAUCGUCCAAGAAGGCUAGGCCUGUGAAAAAGGCCCGUCACGACGUCCCAACUAUUACUAUAGACUAACGAUACUGUACUAAGUACGAUGAAGUGCGAAGAUUAUGUUUGAUACGAACCUUCGUAUACCCAGUAAGGAACGGAAAUUAGGUGAAGCCUAUAACUCGAGUUCGGUAGUGAAAUAGUGUUUCUUAACUAGGGGUGUUUUUCGUGACGAUUGGACAUUUACUGCGCCCUUGGGUAGACAAAACAGUGUUCGCCACGGAAGCUUUUUUUUAAGUCUAUACGCCAACAAGCAGUUCAGUAUCAUUUUAUAUUCUGCAUAAGAUUUCCCAAAUUCCCGGUACUUUUUUAUUGUAGUAAGCAAACUGCUUUUUUAUAACUAUGUUUAUUAUAUUAUUUU